Molecule: messenger RNA, 1728 nt
Organism: Solanum pennellii
Lineage: Eukaryota; Viridiplantae; Streptophyta; Magnoliopsida; Solanales; Solanaceae
Product: putative F-box protein At5g55150
Exons: 1
Coding region: 210-1376 (388 amino acids)
Molecular function (GO): protein binding
Source: RefSeq, a predicted model, not a curated record
AUUAUACUACUAAAUUAUAAUUGGAACAUAAUUUAAAUAUAUAUGAUGUAAAAUUAGAUUCCUAUUAGUGUUUGAAGUGGGCUUCUGUACUCAGAAUCCGAUCUUAAUUGGGAUAUAUCUCUGAGUUAUAUAUAUGGCUUGUUGUAGGGUUUGUGUAUUCUUCCACCAAAAACCAGAAAAACUUGAGAGAAUUGCCGAUAUUAAGCACAAUGAUGUCGAAUUGGUCUGAGCUUCAGUAUGAUCUGCUUGUUCUAAUAGUACAACGUAUAAAUUUGAUUGAGGACUACCUUACUUUUGGGACUGUUUGCAAAUCUUGGCAAUGCGCCGCCACCAAGGAAAAUUUCAACAGUGACCUGCCUAGAAUUCCGUGGUUGAUGUUAGCAGAGGAUGAAGACAAUUCCUGUAGAAAAUUCUUCAGCCUCUACAAUGGCAUGAUUUUAAACAAGAGGGUUCCGAAAGCCAUAGGAAAACGAUGUCUAGAGUCUAUGGGAUGGCUAAUCACAACCGGGAAAGAUGAUAGUGAAACAAGUCUGCUACAUCCCUUCUCGGGUGUUGAGAUCGAGUUGCCCCAUCCAAAUACUACCAAAAAUUAUGAAGACCAUGAGGUAGGCUAUCCAUGGACUUUUUUUCACAAAGCAGUUUUAUCAGCUAGUCCUUCUCAUACAUCGAACUACAUUCUCGCUGCGAUUGACGGAAAUAUGAAAUUCUUCAGUUUUUGGAGGCCAGGAGAUUUGAGAUGGACUAGGAUUGACGACGUAAACUCUCCCUAUAAACAUAUACAUCGUGAUCUGGUCUAUUAUACUGAAAAUUUUUAUGCAGUUGAUUGGAGUGGCCGUGUGUUAGUCUAUGAUGUUACUGGUUCUAGUCCCACUCACUCUCAAAUAGUAGCCAUCUUACCACCCCAUCACAAGGGAGACGAGUUCUAUAUCCUAGAAUCAAUGGGGUCAUUAUUUGUAGUUGUGCGCUACGGUGUAAAAAGUAGGGCGCCUAUCAGAGAAGAUAGUAGCAGGAUUUCAUUAACACCAAUAUAUGAAGAUGAUAACGAUGGUGAAACUUAUGGGACAACAAGUUUUGGAGUUUUUGAGGUCGAUUUAGCUGCUGGAAGAUUGAGGGAAACCAAGGAAGUAGGGGACAGAGCUCUUUUUUUGGGUGCUAAUGCAUCUAUCUCAGUACAGGCUUCACAUUUUCCAGGGGUCAAGCCCAACCAUAUUUAUUAUACUGAUGAUUUUGUGGAAUCAUACCUCUCCUAUGAAGAAGGGGGUGGCAUGGAUAUGGGUGUUUAUAACAUAGCAAAUUGCAGCUUUGAGCCUCACUACAACGGCGUUUCUCUCAGUCGUGUUUGUCCACCGAUUUGGGUCACUCCAACUCUGUAUUGAUCUGUAUUGCUUGCUUCCAUUUUAUAUUAUGUAUUUGGAGAAUGUUUCAUAAUUUAUUUUAUGCAAAACCAUUUUCCUUGUUGAGCACCAUAAGUUAUAUAUAUGUAUAGAUUUAUGUAUAUGUUUAGAUUUAUAAUAGGUUCAGAACUGAAAUUGGUUAGCAGAAAAGAAGAAAUAAAGGGAGAGAACAAGUCAUCUGAUGUUGAUGCUCUACUAUGAUGCUUUAAGCUGAUGUUUGUUUUGAAAUUAUUCUAUAAUAAAUGGAUGACAGUAUCAUUACCUUUUAGUGUAAUGCUUAUGUUUUCCAAUUGAAGUGGCAUGGUACUGUGUAACUUCUCAGUGUUCCUUUCAA